Pocillopora damicornis (cauliflower coral) is the source of this 2441-nucleotide messenger RNA. RefSeq lists its product as uncharacterized. Lineage: Eukaryota; Metazoa; Cnidaria; Anthozoa; Scleractinia; Pocilloporidae. Gene Ontology annotation, molecular function: GTPase activity; GTP binding. The record is from RefSeq and is a predicted model, not a curated record.
UAAACUGUCAUGGCGGCAUUGUCUGCAGAUAGAGGUCCGCUCUUUAAAGUAAUCUUGUUGGGCGAAGCUGGGGUAGGAAAAACAGCGAUUUUUCACCGUUCUAAGGAUAAUAUAUUUGACGAGCGAAGGAAAACCACAGUGGGGAUCGACAGUUUUUCUCUCUACGUGAAGGUUGGCGAUCAACAAGUUACGCUUGGUGUCUGGGACACGGCUGGAGUGGAAAGAUUUCGGACGAUAACAAAUAACUAUUACCGUGGGUCUCAUGCAGCAAUUUUUGUGUACAGUGUGGACGAACCUUCAUCAUUACACUAUUUAGGCCACUGGAUACGGGAUCUGGAAGAAUAUUCUCCCAAUGCUAUAAAGAUACUUGUUGGCAAUAAAAAAGACCUUAACAGUCAGAUAUCUAAUGAAACAGUUGAGAUGUUUAACAAUGCAAAUGAUUGCAAACUUAACAUGCUCAUGUCAGCAAAGACAGGGGAAGGUAUUCAAGAUGCUUUUAAUGCCAUUGCUAAGCUGUUAGUACAAAAAGGAAUUGACAAAGACUCAUCAAACAAAGGUUUGGAGUUAGAGGCCCCUCAACCCAUGGUACGGCAGUGGAAAAAUGGUUGCUGUUCAUGAUAUUAGAGUCCUAGGCCUCGUCCACAUGUAUCAGUUUUCAUUUGAAAACACAGCUUUUUCUUUACGAAUAUGGCUUUUAUCCACAUGUAUUUGAUGAAAAUGGAACUUUUGAAAAGUGCUUUCCAGAGUGGAACUUUUUGAAAAUGCUGCUUAAUUGCUUGUAUGUGUGGAAGGAAGAAAAUGGAACUUUUCAAAAAUGCUGACAUCACACUAUCAGUUUCAAUACACUCUGCACAAUAUUAUAAACUUAUUCAAGAUGGACGACAGGUGUUUCACUCUCUUGUCUCAUUACUUGGGCUUAUUUCUCACCAAAUUGCCUGUCUUCAAGCAAAGUUAUCUGAGAUGGCACCAAUUUUUUAUUUAACAGGCUCAUAAUAGCAAAUUAUUAUGCCUGAGGGUUAUCAUUUAAAAGGUAUUAUUUUCAAGUUGGUUCAUCUUAUACAUGUGUAUGAUUGCCAUGUGUGGGCACAAAUUGUUUUGAAAAUGAGAAAAACGUUGCAUUUCAAACAAUUACAGAUUAGUGUGGAUGGGGUUCUCCUAAUUAGAGACUAAUGAACUUUUUCUUACCUUUAACAAGAAGGUGCAUUACAAUGCAUGAAGCAUUCUCUGCAGUUGACAAAUUUUCUUCAACUGUAAGGAAACCAUAGAGUAUUUCUAUAUAGUAUAAAAUAGUGAAGAAUAGAAUGGAUAUAAGCCAAAAGGAGCACAGAUGAUUAAGGAUCCCUUAACAUUGCAAAGUUUAUUCUGAAACUAUAAACAUUUAAAAUGUUCAACUUAGAGAUGAGUUUUCUGAAGAGACUUUUGUUUCAACUUUUUCAUAAAGUGGUUUGUAACAGCCAUGACCAGCCUACUAGCCUUAUGCAAACCUACUUUUGAAAUCUGUGUUAGAUUUAAAGCAAACUCUUCCUGGUUUAGACAGUGUGCAUACAAGUCAAAGAAAUUACAGUAAAAGUUUGUCAGCAAGUUCUGUUCAGCACCAAUGUUUUUUUUUAUUUUUUCGUGAUUUCUUUGGACUUGCAUAAUGGUUUGCCUGGUACUGGGUCACCCUAAAAGGGAUUUCCCAUGGACUCAAAUUUUUUUGUUAAAUAAAAAUAUUUAAACUUAAAAUAGGCUGGUUCUGAAGCAUUUAAUAUGUAUUAUGCUUUAGCACAGCUCAUUCCUCUUUAGUACAACCAAAAUUUAUGUAAUUGCAACCAUGGAUGUCAAUGUUUGAUUGACAGGCCUAAUUUUUUUUCUUCUCUCACUAAAAAGCUCAUGUUGCUGACAAGAUUAUUUGUUAUUGUAGAGCUUUAAUUAUAGCAUAGGGUAACUGAACUACAACUCUUAUAGAGAAGAGUUUUGUUUCCUUUUAUUGCAAAUAUUACCCAAAACAAUAAUAAUUUGAAAUUAUACCUUUCAAGCUAUGUGUAUUGAUAGCAAUAAAACAAUAAAUCUUAUUAAGUGGGACUGAAAUGUGAAUUUUUGGUUGAUGAACCAGCAUCUUUCCAAGGUGAUAGAAACACUCUUAUUUUAACAAACCAGCCUUAUUAAUAUUUCUUCCAAUUAAUGCAAAUGUCCAAUGUUGUUUACUAAUGUGAAAAUUUUGGAAUUCAAAAUAUUUGUGAAUUAAAUUUGGGAUUCUGUAAGAAUGUUUUAAAAUAAAAGCAAUUUUUAGAUUGUCAUAUCAGUGAAAUGUUUUAACAUUAGAUUUGGAUUAUUUUAUUUUAAAGAGCUAGAGUUUAUAAUUGUUGGCUUUGCUACCGUGGAAAGUGAGUUAUACCGUAAAUCCUAAUUGUACAUCAUCAAUGAUUGUCAUAUGAAAUAAAGUUAGCAAUAUUUAAUGA